Molecule: messenger RNA, 396 nt
Organism: Budorcas taxicolor (takin)
Lineage: Eukaryota; Metazoa; Chordata; Mammalia; Artiodactyla; Bovidae
Gene: BGLAP
Product: bone gamma-carboxyglutamate protein
Biological process (GO): bone development; osteoblast differentiation; regulation of bone mineralization
Cellular component (GO): extracellular region
Molecular function (GO): calcium ion binding; structural constituent of bone; hydroxyapatite binding
Source: RefSeq, a predicted model, not a curated record
AUGAGAGCCCCCGUGCUCCUCGCCCUGCUGGGCCUGGCCACGCUCUGCCUUGCUGGCCAGGCAGAUGCAAAGCCUGGUGAUGCAGAGUCAGGCAAAGGUGCAGCCUUCGUGUCCAAGCAGGAGGGCAGCGAGGUGGUGAAGAGACUCAGGCGCUACCUGGAUCCUGGGCUGGGAGCCCCAGCCCCCUACCCAGAUCCGCUGGAGCCCAAGAGGGAGGUGUGUGAGCUCAACCCUGACUGUGAUGAGCUAGCUGACCACAUCGGCUUCCAGGAGGCCUAUCGGCGCUUCUACGCCCAGUCUAGAGCUCGCAGCCCUGCUGACCUGGCUGGCGGCCCCCAGCUCUGGCUUCUCUCCAGGACCCCUCCCCUCCCCAUCAUCCCCGCUGCUCUAGAAUAA